AUGAAAUUAAAUAUUUCAGGAACAUCUAUUAACACUAAAUCCUCCCUCAACACCAAAAAAGAGCAGGAUAUUAGGAAUCUGAAAUAGAAUGACGACCAUCUAUUUUUUGAUCUAACAGAAUUUUAAACAUCUGAUUCAAACACACCAUUAAGUAUUUAACUGAAAGACACUACCUUAACCAAUCAAUAACAAACUAAACAUUUCUUCCCCUCCAAACCUAUUUUAUCAGAAAACAAACUACCUCCCUUGAAUUCCAGGUACCAUUUAGUGUAAGAAAUCUCAAGAGAACAGAUUAUAAAAAAGAAACUCUUUAAAGAAAACUACUCAGUCAUAUCAUUCCCCUCCACAUAAUCCUUGUAAAAAAGUCAAUCAAUUGAUUAUUAGAAACUAGGAUAAGAAAUAGUCAACGCUCCAAAUUCUCAAGAUUAUUACAGAUUUUAUAAGCAUUCAAAAAAGUGUAUGGACAUACAAUCAUUCAACGAAACUCCAAACAACAUUUAUGUAAAUUUGAAUAAAGCUAUGGAAUAACAAUAAUGUAUGCCAAGAAAAAUGCAAAUUAUAGACAACCACAAUAAAAAAGAUAUAAGUGUAGCUGGUCAAUUGAGUAGUCCUUAAUACAUCAAGAUGUUUGCUGCAGGACUAGGAUCAUCAACAUUCAAUCAAUUAGAGAGACUGAGUUUGAAUUCAAACAAUCUUAAUAAUGAUGAUUUGGAAACUAUCUUGGAUCAAUUACCAAAGUCCGUUUAAAGUUUGGAUUUAAAAAAUAAUAAAAUUUCUAAAAAUGGAUGCUUAUUCUUAUAGAAGUUGCUAAUUAGACAACACUAAUUUGUCAUUGAGCUUAACUUGGAAAACAAUCAAAUUGGAGACUAAGGCCUAAAGCACUUGAUUGAUUCAUUGUAAAAUAACAAAUGUCUGAGAAUCCUUAAUUUAUCUCAUAAUUAAAUUUAAGAUCAAGUUAUGGAGCCAUUUGGGAAAAUGAUGAAAAAAAAUAAUAUCAUUUAGGAAUUAUAUUUGCAUUAUAAUAAAAUAACAUUUAAAGGAGGCAUAUUCUUAUUCAAAGGAUUAAGCAAAAAUGCUGUGUUGAAAGUCUUGGAUAUUUCAUUUAAUAAGUUAGGAGGCAAUAAGGAUUGCACUAAUGAAAUAUGUAAUUUGAUUGCCAGACCACAUCCUGAAUUGAUCCAUUUGGAUUUAUCACACAAUGAUUUCAAAGAUAAUGAUUCUUAAAAAAUAGCAAAUGAAUUAGAGUUCAAUAAAAUAAUUUAUGGAUUUCAUUUUGAAGGCAAUUCGAAUUAUCAAAUAAAUCAUAAAGGAUAUCUCAAAGAAUAAAAAAAUAAAAAAAUAGUGACUGAAUCACAAUAAGAUGAUAUCAAUAUAGAAGAAUAAGAUAAAAAACAGCUUGAAAUACAAAUGUAAUAGAUAGAAUAACAAACUCAAAAGAAAAAGAAUGAAUUCAUUCGAAUAUAGAGUGUAGAUAUAGUCAAUUUAUAGUUGGAGAAUUGCUGGAUUUGUUAAGGAUGGAUUGAAGUGCUUUUUCAAUGGAAACCACAUAAAUCAGGACUCUUAGAACAAGAUCCAAUAUUCAUCCAUCUUGAAUUUGAAGAUUAUUAACCAUCACUUAUGUAAAAAACCUCUGAUGGCAACUUUAAUCUUUACAGAAUGUGUCCACCCAAUCAAACAAUCAGAUAUUUUUUCAGCAAUCCAGUACAAAAUGUCUAAGUUUAUGCUAAAGAUCAAAAGACUAUUUAAACGUAGACUCAUUCUCAAUUGAGAAAUUUUGGAGUAUAAAUGGAAUAUUCUAAUGGCAAAGUAUUAUAAAGCUAACCUUUACAUACUGUCAAUAUGAUUCAAACAUAAUAGUCAGCUCCAAUUUUUGAUAAAAAGAAACAUUAUUUAGCCAAUAUUCAAUGUAAGCCAAGAGAAUAAGAGAAAAUCGUUGAAUUUGAUGUAGAAUUGGCUAAAAAGAGAAAAUGGACUUUAGAUAACUCAAUUUUCAAGGAUUUCGAUGAAGAUACAGAAGUGCAUUUAGAAUAAUGCUUGGAAGCAGAUUUAGAAAACAGUAAAAUAAUUAGACAUCUAAUCAACCAUAAUGAAAUUAUCCCUUUGAAAGAAUAAUUAAAGAAGUAUUAUAAAUACAUCAUUUCAUGUUAUAAAUAUUUAGCCUCCUAGCAAUGCGAAACUGAUUUUCCAAGAUUAAAUAUCUAAACAAUCUAAGGUUUUUAUUAUUAAUCUAAAAAUAAUCAACUCAUUAAAUAAGUAGACUGGGAAAUCUGUUUAAUUAGUACUAUAGUUAUCAAAGACUUUAAAUCUUAAUUUAUUUAAGAAAGAGCAUUAGUUAGACAUCAAUUUUUAGAGAAAACCUAUGUGAAAUAAGGAAAUUGUUCAAGCAUAGCUUAAGGAUUUGAGAAGAUGAUGCAAGCCUAAACAGGAUAAUUUGGGUUUAUUUUGGAUUAUGGAUGUGCUCAAUAAUGGAGAGAUGAAAGAUAUUGGACCUAAAUUAUGGAUAUGACAAUUAGAUUAAAAUUGCCAUUUCUAAAAUAACUAUUUUCAUAUACAUCAAACUUUUCAAAUAAGCCAUAUGCUAAGGAGAAAUUUAUUUCCUUUUAAGAUUUAAAGGUAUUGCUUCAAAAUUCUGAUUUUUACCCUAACUUAAUAAAUGAAUAAUAACUCUACUUUAUUUAUUUACAAUCAAUCAUGAUGUAAGUAGAUGAAAUCACCUAAAAGAGACACUUUGAAAUGCAAUUUAUUGAGUUUAUAGAAGCUUUAGCUAGAAUUGCAGAGUUCAUAUCUCCAAAUUCAAAUAAUUAUUAGAUUAAAUAGUUAAAUGCUAAAUAAAGAAGAACUUUACCAUUGUAUAUAAAGUUUGAAGGUUUAUUGUAUAUUUUGUUCUAUAGAAUUAAAAGAUUUGAUGUAGAUAUCAAUGUAAUUGAAAAAAGUGUCAUUAAGAGUCAUGAGAUAAAACGAUUAGGAAUCUUUAUUGAAGAUAAUUAUAGCAGUAGUAGCAGUGGAGAGGAAGAUAAUGAAGUCUCAAAUUUAAGAUUAUCGUUUGCAGAUCCAUAGAACAUUAUCAACAGAAUGCUUUAUGAUGAUGAAUGCAGAAUGAGCUUUAAAGACACGAUUAGUAAUUAAAGUAGUGGGAAGAAGAGAAAGAAUUCUCUAUAAAAAUAAGACUCUAUCACUUUAAAACGAAGUGUGCUUAGAAGAAAUACAUUUUAAAAUUAAUUGUAAUAGAUAAAAAUAGCUUAACUUGAAAAUGAAAUGGCUGAAUUAGCUGAAUAUGAAGAGAGUACUCCUUUAAAUAGACUAAGAAUUCAAAAUCGUAAGGUUACAAGGUCGAAAUAUGACAUUGUCCUUUGA
Paramecium tetraurelia is the source of this 3354-nucleotide messenger RNA. RefSeq lists its product as uncharacterized. The transcript is spliced from 5 exons. Gene Ontology annotation, molecular function: protein binding. NCBI's taxonomy places the organism in Eukaryota, Ciliophora, Oligohymenophorea, Peniculida, Parameciidae. The record is from RefSeq and is a predicted model, not a curated record.